AUGCAGUUCUCUCACGCUCUCAUUGCUCUCGUGGCUGCCAGCCUUGCUAAUGCUCAGCUUCCCAAUGUCCCUGCAUGCUCGUUGAGCUGCUUCGUCGAUGCUCUGACUAGCGAUGGCUGCUCCUCGUUGACCGAUUUCGCUUGCCACUGCGCGAAGCCCGCCCUUGUCAGCGACAUCACCCCCUGCGUCCAGAAGGCCUGUGACGUCGCAGACCAAGUUUCUGUCUCCAACGUUGUCGUUGCUCAGUGCUCAUCGGCCGGUCACCCCAUCUCGGUGCCUCCCGUCCAGACCACCACUGCAGGCGAGACUACUACCACCAGCACCGGUUCUGCCGAGACCACAGCCACUUCUACUUCCUCAGCCAUUGAGACUGGAAGCAGCAGCAGCAGUAGCGGAAGCGAGACCAGUGGGUCUUCCACCGCGUCGUCGGCUUCCACCGGCUCCAGCGGUACUACCGCCACCGGCUCCACCACCCCUAGCUCGGGCUCCGGAAGUUCCUCUAGCAAGCCCACAGGCACCUCUACCCCACUUGUCUCGGGCACCUCCGGCUCAGGUUCCGGCUCAGGUUCCGGUUCCGGCUCCGGCUCAAAGACUAGCAGUGGUUCAUCUGCCACCACCUCGCCUGCAUACAAUGCCGGUGUCAGUGUUAAGGGUAACAUGGCUGGUGUCGCUGCUAUUGCCGUCGCUGCCGCCUACAUCCUGUAA
Messenger RNA from Penicillium malachiteum, 705 nucleotides. RefSeq names its product CFEM domain-containing protein. Bases 1 to 705 code for a protein of 234 amino acids. The transcript is spliced from 3 exons. The record is from RefSeq and is a predicted model, not a curated record. NCBI's taxonomy places the organism in Eukaryota, Fungi, Ascomycota, Eurotiomycetes, Eurotiales, Aspergillaceae.